This is a messenger RNA of Heterobasidion irregulare TC 32-1, 642 nucleotides long. RefSeq names its product Metallo peptidase M76. Gene Ontology annotation, biological process: mitochondrial proton-transporting ATP synthase complex assembly; mitochondrial protein processing. The annotation marks the transcript as partial. Gene Ontology annotation, molecular function: metalloendopeptidase activity. Gene Ontology annotation, cellular component: extrinsic component of mitochondrial inner membrane. The record is from RefSeq and is a predicted model, not a curated record. The transcript has 4 exons. Lineage: Eukaryota; Fungi; Basidiomycota; Agaricomycetes; Russulales; Bondarzewiaceae.
CCAGCCCCACCUCCGCCCAAUAGGUUCUUUCAAGAAUGGACUCGUGAAUUCUCUCUGCUGACGGGAUACGGUAUAUCUCAUGAUGAGCGCGUGAACGAGAUUGGACGCCGCAAUUGCGAGAAAUGGAAGAAAGAGCUCUUAAAUUACAGUCCUUCGGUUGUUUUCAUGCUGCGACAAUUGAAGCUUGCCGGAGUUGACGUCAAAUCUGAAAAUCUGCCAUGUUCCCCAUGCGACCAGACUCGGACUGGUGGAUUUUUGCCCGAUCACGGAGCUAUCAUUCUUUGUCAGGCUAAUUUACUGGGCAACAAAGACCACUUGGAACAUACGAUGGUUCAUGAACUUGUGCAUAUGUUUGAUCAUGUCAAGUUCAAGGUCAGAUGGAACGAUCUGAGACAUCACGCAUGCAGCGAGAUUCGUGCAGCUAGCCUGAGUGGUGAGUGCAAAUGGACAAGGGAGGUGGAUCGCCGCAUCUUGAACUUCUCUAAGCAGCAUCAGGCGAGUCUGCCAUCCGCCUGCGUACGCCGACGUGCUAUCACAGCCGUUAUGGCGAAUGAGGCGUGUCUAGACAAAACGGCCGCGGAACGUGCUGUGAACGAGGUCUGGGAAAGCUGCUUCAAUGAUACACGGCCCUUUGACGAAGUA